Phoenix dactylifera (date palm) is the source of this 2113-nucleotide messenger RNA. It is a transcript of the gene SIS3, whose product is annotated as SUGAR-INSENSITIVE 3. Gene Ontology annotation, biological process: sugar mediated signaling pathway. Gene Ontology annotation, molecular function: ubiquitin-protein transferase activity. Lineage: Eukaryota; Viridiplantae; Streptophyta; Magnoliopsida; Arecales; Arecaceae. The record is from RefSeq and is a predicted model, not a curated record.
CAUUCAAGUUUAUGGUUUUAUGGUCGUUGGCUUGACGGUGACGCUUCCAUCGUGCCUCCAUCUGGCCGGAAUCAUUGCAAAACUCGGCUUUUUUAAAAGCAGCUUCCCGUUUAAAUAACAGCCGUUAUUUUAUUGUCCCGGAAAACCCCUUCACCUCCUCUCAUUUUCUUUUCCCCCACAAAAGUUUUGCUUCUUGUUUUGGUAUCGGAUUUUCUCGCCUCGAUUUCGUUCGGGGAUUCGAGGGUCUCGACCAUCGCGGUGCGGAGCUCUGGGGGAUUUGGCGAGGUUUUCCGGGGUUUCCCCUUGAUCUCGGCGGAGAGAGUGAAUGAAGGCGAUUAUUGUUCUGGAUCUAGGGUUUAGAUGAAACCCUGGGUCGAUGGCGAUGAGGGGAGUCGAUUUCAAGUGGUACGAUGGGUUCUUCUUGUCGAUGCUCGCCACAAGUGUAAUCAUUGUUUCGAUCAACUGGAAAAGGUACCAUCUGUGUACCCAUCCGUUGCAUAUAUGGAUUGUGGUUGACUAUACCACUGUCUUCAUAUUUCGGCUUCUGAUGUUCGUUGACAAUGGGCUUGCUGCGGGAAUGGGCUUGGAUCUUGGAUGGCAGCAGAGAUAUGUCCGUUUUUGUGGGAGAAUUGUGGUCCUUUCAGUUCUCGUCCUUCUUCUCUAUCCUUUUCUUUGGGUUUGGACAGUGAUUGGCACACUAUGGUUCACUAGUGCUAGGAGCUGUUUGCCUGAGGAAGGUCAAAAAUGGGGUUUUCUUAUUUGGUUGCUUUUCAGCUAUUGUGGACUAGUUUGCAUUGCUUGCAUGUCUGCAGGAAAGUGGCUGACACGAAGGCAUGCACAUAUGCAACGUGCACAACAAGGAAUUCCAAUUUCAGAAUAUGGGGUUCUGGUUGACAUGAUUCGUGUGCCUGAUUGGGCAUUUGAAGCAGCUGGUCAGGAAAUGAGGGGAAUGGGCCAGGAUACUGCAUAUCACCCAGGACUUUACUUAACAGCAACUCAGAGAGAAGCAGUUGAGGCGCUUAUUCAAGAACUUCCGAAGUUCAGGCUGAAGGCUGUCCCAACUGAUUGCAGUGAAUGCCCUAUCUGCCUUGAGGAAUUUCGUGUGGGGAAUGAGGUACGAGGGCUCCCCUGUGCCCACAACUUCCAUGUGGAAUGCAUUGAUGAGUGGCUGCGACUGAACAUAAAAUGCCCUAGAUGCCGCUGCUCUGUGUUCCCCAAUCUGGAUCUCAGUGCACUUUCUAACCUCCGAGCUGACUCUGAGCAGCCCUCAGCCAGUGAGGUGAUGACAGCCAGACGGUAUGUGCGAUCACAGCCUGCAGGCCAGAGCUACCUGCUUCGGUUGCAGGGGCUGCUGCGUGCUGUCCGCACUGAGAGUGCUACUGCUGGUGACACCGAUGACCACCGGGACGUAGACGGCCACACGGACCUAGAGAAUGGAGUUCAUAGAGUGGUUGUUUCUCAGGGUCCAACAAUUGUGGCUGGCCCCUUGAUGUCCAGUGACACAGUUGACCGAGUGCCUGAUCACUGAUCUAUUUUCAUAUAUAACAUCAUUCUUUUUUUUUUUUUAACUUUUCAGGUUCUGUUGUGUAUGUGCGUGUUUUUUUUUUUUUUUGUGGGGAAGGUAGGGGUGGUUGAGCAAGCAGGGCGGCUCCCUAAUGGGAGAUUAUGUCGUGGUCUUCUAUCAAUCUUGCCAAUAUUUUCGAGUAUUGGUUAUAUUUCAAACCUGCAGGAGUUCAUUCUACUUCUGCCACUUGCUGGCUGGUGGACAAAGCUUUCUGAGAUGGUUCUCUACUUCUGUCACUUUUUUGUACCUUUGGUUCUUUUCAGAAUGAGAUCCAAAGCAAGCUUCUCGAUCAAAUAAUAUUCAGGCGGGCAAAUUGAUGAAGGAAACAAGUAUAUUAGUGGUGAGACUGAGUUGUUAAAGAAGCCAAAGCAGGUAAAAGGAAAUGUCCUGUUAAACGACAGGGCAAGCGUGCACAAAAACAGCGGGGAAACCACUUCGAUCUAGUUUCUGAUGGUCUUUCAUUACGAUAUGCUGCUUUGCCGAAGAUGAUGUAGAAAACAAUCAGAACGAUUUGAUCACAAACUUUGUGCCUCAUAAUAACUCCUUUUG